AUGCCCCGGGCCAUAGCGACCGCUAGGACUACGCAAACGAGCGCAGGUUCGGUACCGUUGGGUUCUGGCGACAGACUCGUUCGGUCCUACACCCGCUCACGCAAUGGCUGUUUCACUUGUCGGUUGCGAAGGAAGAAGUGCGACGAAAAUCAUCCAAAAUGUAAUAGUUGCACCAAACUCGACCUCAUUUGCGACUAUGCUGAGCCCCCGUGGUGGAGGAGUUUGGAACAGCGGGACAUACACAAGGAGAGGAUGCAGAGAAGGAUCAGGUUCAAUAAGGUGAUGGAGAAGGAGAGAAAUCUCCAAGCGUUCGUGGAUCGCACUCUCCCAGGGGUCAGGAGGAUGAACGUCACUUCCGGAUCCCAUCCAACGCACACCAUCACAUACGGCCCAUACAGAUCAGAGACGUCCACAUCCGAAGCACCUCCGACACCGUCGACGGCUGGGUUCGGUUUCGAUAAUGCCCAGCCGUCGUGGCAGGGAACAGUUCCUUCGGCUCUCAACAUUCUCGGCUCGCAAGAUCUACCAGGACAGCUGCCACUGCCACCACUAUCACAACAGCUACCAUUGCCGUCAUUGACACAGCAAUUUCCGGUGUCAGAGCCAUUCCAGGAGUCUCUUCCAGGCUUCUCCCACCAGAUUCCUCAGGUACCGCAGCAAUUCUCCGAGCAGAACACGUCGCAGAUGUCGCUCUCAGCGUCCACGUCCAACAACGACUGGCCUCAAGGAUACCACAGCGAGUCCAUUACUGACGAUAAUGCUGGUUUAGAGCAAUUGUCUAAGGAUGAAUCACUCGCCGCAUAUUUACAGGCAAUGACCGUGGCUGCCGCUGAGCGGCCACUGCUCAAUAACUUCGUUGACAAGGUCGUGAAGCUGAUCUUUCCGGUACUCGAUAUCCAUCCUCAAAGCCUCUCCCGGACGCAUGAAAUUCUGCAAUCGAUCGAAACCAACAAGCCUUAUUUCCACGUCUGUAUGAGUGUAUCUGCCCUUCACAUUAAGACUGUCAAUGCCAGCCAUACCUGGCGAACACAGGACAAGGUGAUCGAUGACAUCAUGCGGCACCGAUGGGCUUCUGUUUCAGAGCUAUGCGAUGCACUUAACUUGGAUGAGAAUCAUAGCAAAGUUCUGGAUGCAACGCUCGCGACAAUCUUCUUUCACUGCGCUGUGGGAGAGCCUGAUGACUAUCUUCCGGAUAUUCCUUGGUACGAGCACUUUACAGCAGUCUCCAACCUCGUCAACAAGCUGGGUCUGCUAGAGAUGCGCCCCUCCACGGAUUUACCCUUCAGCAUGUCGCUCACUACGUGGAUCGAUAUUCUCGGUGCUACAAUGCUCGGCAGAUCGCCUCUAUUCGCUCACGCAUAUCGCGCCAAGAAUUUGAGCGGAGUCGCGUCGGGUUUGCAAGAGCUCAUGGGCUGCGAAGAUCGUAUAAUGUACUUGAUUUCGGAAAUCGCAUGUCUUGAAUCGUUGAUUAGGGAAAGACGUGUUGAUGAACAGGGUCUUCGCCUUCACAUCUCUGCUCUGACCGAGCAACUCGACAAUGCGGAGAUCGAACCCUCUGGGAACCCGUGUACUUCGUCGGGCAACAUCUGCCCCAGGAGGCUUACGGAAAACAUAACGGCGGUGUUCCGAGCCGCCGCACGGCUCUAUCUUGCGACUCUAGCUCCUGGGUUUGAUCGCUAUAGCAAGUACACUGCCGACCUUGUCGAAGCUAUUGGGAGCGCUGCCAUCAACAUCCCUAAGGGUCCCUACGGUUUUGAUAGGGCACUCGUCUGGCCUCUGUUCAUUGCGGGCGCGUAUUCCUUGCCUGGGUGUACUUUCCGGAUUCUGUUGUCUCAUCGAGCGACAGCGUUGGCAGAUGAAGCCGACUAUGGUAGUUUCGGGCGCAUGUAUCGCGUGCUAAAGGAGUGUUGGAAGGUUGGGGACUAUCCCAGUACGACGACGGAAGUUUACGCCGAAGCCAACCACUUACUGCCCUCGAAUAACGCGGAGCAGAAUGCCAACGGGUCUGCUGUUCAGCUUCCUUCUAUCGAGUCGAUCGGCCGCCCCAUCAAGAAGUCGCCCGUUCACUGGAGAGAUGUGAUGAAGCGCCGCGACUGGAAAUACCUUUUGAUGUAG
This is a messenger RNA of Aspergillus piperis CBS 112811, 2115 nucleotides long. RefSeq names its product Zn(II)2Cys6 transcription factor. Lineage: Eukaryota; Fungi; Ascomycota; Eurotiomycetes; Eurotiales; Aspergillaceae. The transcript has 3 exons. Gene Ontology annotation, molecular function: zinc ion binding; transcription cis-regulatory region binding; DNA-binding transcription factor activity, RNA polymerase II-specific. The coding region runs from base 1 to 2115 and encodes 704 amino acids. The record is from RefSeq and is a predicted model, not a curated record. Gene Ontology annotation, cellular component: nucleus. Gene Ontology annotation, biological process: positive regulation of transcription by RNA polymerase II.